This is a messenger RNA of Caenorhabditis bovis, 417 nucleotides long. NCBI's taxonomy places the organism in Eukaryota, Metazoa, Nematoda, Chromadorea, Rhabditida, Rhabditidae. The record is from the annotation of a GenBank genome assembly.
AUGGCGUUGAAGUUUAUUCUUGGUUUGGCCUUGGUAGCCGCUGUUUCCUGCUACAGUGCUUAUUCUCCACAGGUUUAUUGGAAGUGUUAUGCAAUUAAAACGUUCAUUCCGGACUCGAAAUUGAUCACAUUCCAACCGAAUAUUGCAUACUACGAGGAAGACGGAAUAGAGAAAGCGGUUGUUGUUUGCGAUGAUAAACCGCCAUCGGCCAUAUUGGCUCAAUGGCCGAAUACGACGCCGGAUGCCGAAAAAAGCGAUAUCGCAAUAUUGUCUUAUGGAUCUCGCACCACCUAUGUCGCCGAGUGCAACGAAGAAACUAAGAGAUAUGAGGCAAAGAAUGUUUUAACUGGCAAAACAAUUCCUUUCUCAAAAGUGGCUUGUGCAAAUCUGUUUGAUUUUUCUGGCGGCUCAAGCUAA